Talaromyces amestolkiae is the source of this 1956-nucleotide messenger RNA. RefSeq lists its product as uncharacterized. The coding region runs from base 1 to 1956 and encodes 651 amino acids. NCBI's taxonomy places the organism in Eukaryota, Fungi, Ascomycota, Eurotiomycetes, Eurotiales, Trichocomaceae. The transcript has a single exon. The record is from RefSeq and is a predicted model, not a curated record.
AUGUUCGCACCCCCCGGCGCCCCGGACGUGCUAACCCUCGCCCAAACAGCGUACAAUAUCUACGACGCCUACCAUGGCGCGCAGGACCGGUACAAGGAGUUAUGCGACGACAUUCGCGCGCUGGAAAUCACCUUGCAGCGGCUGGGCAAUCGGCUCGCUACCCAUCCAUCCACAGAUCCUGCCAGUGACAAAAAUGGAGGUGGAUACAAUGAAGCGAAAUUAGAGGAAAUCGUGCAUCUUGCUUCUACUUUACUCGAAGAUCUGCAACGCAAGAUACCCGCUGGCACCGUUCCAAGGGGACUGUAUAGACUGAAAUGGUCCCAGAACGAAGCGAAUGCGUUCCGUGCGAGGAUUACGGGUAUCUCGGCGAUGAUAGCGGCGUUCAAUUCGAGUUUGUUGUUGGAUUAUGUCGAUUCGUCGACUACGCAACUGGGAGAGACACAAGAAAAGAUUCUGAGGACGUUGGAGGAUGUGUUGAUUAGCCUGCAGAGUGAGACGAAGACGAAGCUGAAAAGGCGGGAUUCGGAGACGUCAACUUUGGUGGAGAUUCAGACUGAGAUACAGGCUGAGAUUGAGAUUGAAAAAGAAGAAGGAGGUGGCAGGACUGAUCUGUGGGUUGAUCUGGUGACUGAGAUGCAGAAACACGGCAUUUCGGAAACGCAGGUUGAGCAGCACAAAAGCAUGAUACUACAAUGGGCUGGGCGCGCGAUUGCGGCGGGGRUACUCAAUCAGCCUGAUGGUGAGGAGACGGAAACAGGGACAGAGACGUAUUGGGAGGUUAUAUCCGCGGUGUAUGGGCCGCGCAAUGUGACCUCUAUCCUGCAAAGGAUGAUUGAUACGCAUCGCCAGCAUCAGCAGCAUCUGAGAUCAAGACCGCUUCAGUUCAUCAUUACGAAUGAAGCCUUUGGCGGCGAUCCGUUCCCGGGUCACGUCAAGGCAUUCUCCAUGGCGUGGCGGAAAAGGGUCGUGCAUCGUCACGGCCGACAAGUUUCGACGUCGUACUCGGCGGUGCAAAAAGCAUUUGCGCAAGAGGAUGAUGUAGUGGUUAUUGACUUUGAUCAAGGUGUUAAUUUAGAGGAGAGUCCAGUUGAGUCCGCUGCCAGAAGAGGGGUGGAGAUAGUAAUAGCAUCCUGGCACAACCUCGACAUGACGCAGCAUAUCACCUCCUUGAUUCAGAAUGGUCAAACCGCCAUCAUGGCAACGGACAUGCAACUGCUCACUCACGACCCGAGUCCAGGAUACAUCAAAUUCUUGUCUGUUACCUACACCUACACUUCCGCUAAGGAUAACAACAACGAACAUCAAUAUUUCCAAGUGAGCUUCGCGGAAGAAGGUACCGAACUCGAUAUCCCACCUUCGCUGGACAUUCUAUACGCAAACUGGGGCGGACUAGACAUCACAGCCACACUGGAAGCCAAGAUCGACCCUAAUACACAGACAUUGACGCUCGACACGAACAGGAUGGUUCAUAUUGCGUCGCCGGAUCCGUGGCCGGGGUUCUACAAGAGUAUAGUCGUUAUUUAUCGGUAUAAUACCAUAUACAAAAGUAAAUGUGGUGUCGAGGGCGACGGGAUGGAGUUAUUGGUCGUUGGCGAAGGGAUGGGGACGACGGUUAUCAAACCGUAUCAGAGCGGUGCGCAUCGAAGUCAAAGUUGGAGACUGGAUCUGCCUUUCCCAUCAGAUGACGAGAAUGGGUCAAAAGCGAGAAUAUUAGGCAUUAUAUGGGGUUUGCAACCUGUUUCGACGACGAUGUGGUCACCGCGGAAGGAGUUGAGGGAUAGCGUCCUCCUCUCUCGGAGGAUAGUAUGUACGAACAAUCUUUUUGGUGGAGAUGGAUGGUUCGGCAAAGUCAAGGCUUGUCUUGUUUUAGUACAGAAUGUCGAAACGAGAGAAAUUGUGGCGUUGGUUGGAAGGGAGAACACGGUGCUUGAAUUGGUAUCGCCGUGGCAGUCAUGA